UUCUGUGGGUUUUCAAGAUGGCGUCAAGCGGAGGAGAUGAACACGAAUGGACAGCGGCGGUGCGGCCGCUUUUAUCAGCCUCGUACACCGCCUUUGAAACGAAGGAGCUACCUCAGCUUGUCGGGUCUAUAAUAAACAGUGAAACAGAUAUUCUACACCAUGACAAACAGUACGAGCCUUUCUACUCAUCAUUUGUGGCUCUCUCCGCCCAUUACAUCACCACAGUAUGUGGACAGAUCCCAAGAAAUCAGUUGCUGUCGGUGGCAGCUGCGUGCAAAGUAUUAAUCGAGUUCUCGUUACUGCGGCUGGAGAACCCGGAUGAAGCAUGUGCAGUUUCACAGAAACACCUGAUUCUUCUCAUAAAAGGACUUUGCACUGGCUGCAGCAGACUGGACCGCACAGAAAUCAUUACUUUCACUGCUAUGAUGAAGUCUGCCAAGUUGCCUCAAACCGUCAAAACCCUUUCAGAUGUGGAGGAUCAGAAGGAACUGCCCACUACUACUGUGAACCCUGAGCUUCGACAAAAAGAAGUACAGAUGAACUUCUUUAAUCAACUCACUUCAGUUUUUAACCCGGACCUUACCACCAUCCUGGCCUCCCCUUCAACAACGCACAUGCAGACGGAGAGUGACUGCGACGACCAAACUUCAGACCAGGCUCUUCAGGCCAAAAUGAAAAAUGCCUUUGUAUCUCAGAAUGUGUCAAGCUUACAGGAACUUGGUGGGUCUGAGAAACUGCUGCGAGUGUGCCUCAACCUGCCCUACUUCCUGCGCUACAUCAACCGUUUCCAAGAUGCUGUGUCGGCCAACUCGUUCUUUAUCAUGCCUGCCACCGUGGCGGAUGCUACAGCUGUCCGCAAUGGAUUUCAUUCUUUAGUGAUCGAUGUAACAAUGGCGUUGGACACACUCUCUCUUCCUGUUCUCGAACCUCUGACUCCAGGGAGACUUCUGGACAUGACUGUGCUGGCUCUGAGCUGCCUCUAUGCUGGUGUGAGUGUGGCUACCUGCAUGGCUAUUUUGCAAGUUGGGAGUGGUUUACAGCUCCGCUCUGCCACCACUGGGACGAAAGAGGAGGAUUAUGAAAAUGAUGCUGCCACAAUUGUACAAAAAUGUCUUGAAAUUUAUGAAAUGAUUGGACAAGCCAUCAGCAACUCUCGCAGAGCUGGAGGAGAGCAUUACCAGAACUUCCAGCUGCUCGGUGCUUGGUGCCUGCUGAAUAGUCUGUAUUUAAUCCUGAACCUCAGCCCCACUGCUCUGGCUGAUAAAGGCAAAGAAAAGGACCCUCUGGCUGCUCUCAGAGUACGCGACAUCGCUGCUCGCACUAAAGACGGAGCUGGUUCACCCAAACUUGGGCCUGGAAAAGGCCACCAAGGGUUUGGAGUUUUGUCUGUCAUCCUGGCAAACCAUGCCAUCAAACUCCUGACCUCACUUUUCCAGGAUCUGCAAGUAGAAGCUCUGCACCGGGGGUGGGCGAGUGAUGGUCCUCCAGCUGAACUCAACAUCAUGGCCCAGAGCACUUCUAUUCAGAGAGUUCAAAGACUCAUAGACUCUGUGCCACUCACCAACCUCCUGUUUACUCUGCUCUGCACCUCAUACAAAAAGGCUUGUGUUCUCCAGCGACAGAGGAAGGGUUCAGUCAGCAGCGAUGCCAGUGCCUCCACAGAUUCUAACACUUACUAUGAAGAUGACUUUAGCAGCACAGAGGAGGACAGCAGCCAAGAUGACGACAGUGAGCCAAUUCUGGGGUUGUGGUUUGAAGAGACAAUAUCCCCAUCGAAGGACAAAGUAGCACCUCCACCUCCCCCUCCCCCUCCGCCUUUGGAAACAUCUCCCAGGUUAAAAAGCCCGAGCAAGCAGAACCCAAGUGAGAAUGGGAAUAUUUUAGCUGGACGCAAAGACCCAGAGCUGUUUCUCAGUUUGGCCUCCAGUAUUUUAAAUUUCAUCACCACAUCUAUGCUCAAAUCAAGAAAUAACUUUAUUCGCAACUACCUGAGCGUGUCACUGACGGAGCAGCACAUGGCGACUUUGGCUAGUAUCAUUAAAGACGUGGAUAAAGAUGUGAAAGGGUCGUCAGAUGAAGUGUUUUCUUUAGCUCUGUAUCACUUCAAUCACACUUUGGUCACGUCUGAUCUUCCAUCUCCAGCUCUACAGAGCACACUACUUCAGCAGUUGGGGGUGGCCCCUUUCUCAGAGGGCCCCUGGCCUCUGUACAUCCACCCUCAGUCUCUGUCAGUCCUGUCCAGGCUGCUGCUCAUCUGGCAGCACAAGGCCACACUCCAGGGAGACCCAGAUGUCCCAGAGUGUAUGAAGGUCUGGGAAAGAUUCUUGGGAACCCUGAAGCAGCACACUCUCCAGGGCACAGUGCACGGAGAUGAUGACCUGAACGUGGAGCACCUCCAGCUUCUGUUGCUCCUUUUCCACAACCUCUCUGAGCGCGGCCGCCGCACCGUGCUCACGUUGGUCACACAGGCCAUCGCUGAAGUGGCUCAGAGCAGAGACUCACAACUCAAGGCUGUGCCCCUCAACCUGGCACGACUACUGCUGGUGUUUGACUACCUGAUACGGCACUACUCCAAAGCUCCACUCUACCUCUUUGAACAGGUACAGUACAAUCUCCUGACUCCCCCCUCGUCUGGGCCCAGCUCUGCUCAGGAAGGAGGCAAGCGCAGCAGUUUGCCUCUGUACUAUGGCUUUAAAGAAGUGGAAGAAAACUGGGCCAAGCACUGUUCAGCAGACUCAAAUGUUCAACCCAAAUUCUACUGCGUCCUGUCCCCAGAGGCGUCUGAAGAUGAUAUAAGCAGAUUAGAUGGGAAGGUCUUUCCAAAACUCUUCAGUGGAGCAGUGAAAUAUGACGAUCUCUACUCUUGGCUCAUCUCAUUGUUGGCAGCAGGCUCCCAGUUUGACACAGCCAGGAGACAAGAGACAAAGCCAAUUACAGCAAUGGAGGCAUGUUCACUGCAGUACUACUUUCUGGUGCUGUGGAGGAUUCUGGGAGUUCUGCCCCCAUCAAAGGCCUACAUCGAGCAGUUGAAAUCGGGCUGCAGUGACCCAACUGAGAGCGACAUCCUCCACACUCUCAGAUGGUCCUCACGCCUUCGAGUGUCUACCUACGUCAACUGGAUCAAGGAGCACUUGGUGAAGCAGGGAAUGAAAGCAGACCAAGCAACUGCACUGGUGGAGUCAACAGCAGCUCUGUGCAGUACAGUCAAAUAUGAUGUGGAUUUGGCAGAGGAGUACAUCGCCAGACAGAUUUCCACCUUCUCCAGCGUGGACCCUCGUGCCAUCCUCCCUCUUCGUCAGCUGCCCUCUCUUCAGGCCAUCUACACUCUGGAUGCUGUAAUCUCCAAAGUGCAGGUUUCUCUGGAUGAACAUCUGUCCAAAGUGGCCAUUGAAGCAGACACACAGAAGUCCUCAGAGAUCACCAAGAACCUGCUCCCGGCCACACUGCAGCUCACAGAUGUGUACACAGCAUUUACCAGGUCGUACCUCCUGAUGAACAUCCCAGAGGAAGGAGAGAAUAAACUGACUGAUGCUAAACUCCAGGGCUACGCUGCUGUUCUGUCCAUCGGAUCAACGCGCUGCAAGGCCAAUAUGCUGGGUCACAGUGUAAUGCAGAACCUGCCCUCCGCUGUGCAGACCGUGUGCGAGACCUGGAACAGCAUUCACACCAAUGAGUUUCCUAACAUUGGCUCCUGGCGAAAUGCGUUUGCCAAUGACACCAUCCCAUCUGAGAGCUACAUCAGUGCCAUCCAGGCCGCUCACCUGGGCACUCUGAGCUGCCAGUCUUUACCACUUGCGUCUUCAUUAAAACACAUCCUGCUGUCUUUGGUUCGCCUCAUCGGAGAUCUCAUUGUAACGGAGGAGUUGAAUCCGUCCCAGGUCGUGCGCACACUGUUGCCGCUGCUGUUGGAGAGCAGCACUGAAAGUGUGGCAGAAAUCAGCAGCACUUCACUGGAGCGGAUCCUGGGGCCUUCUGAGUCAGACGCCUUCCUCGCCAGGAUUUAUGAGCGUUUAGUGACGGGCUGUUACAACAUCAUUGCCAAUCACUCAGACCCCAAUAGUGGUUUAGAUGAGUCUGUCCUGGAGGAGUGCCUGCAAUACCUCGAGAAGCAACUGGAAAGCAGUCAAGUCCGGAAGGCGAUGGAGGAGUUCUUCUCAUUUGGUGGUGAACUUGUCCAAAUCAUGAUGGCCACAGCAAAUGAAAACCUCUCUGCAAAAUUCUGCAACAGGGUUCUGAAGUUCUUCACUAAACUUUUCCAACUAACCGAGAAGAGCCCCAACCCGAGCCUGCUGUGUCUGUGUGGCUCUCUGGCUCAGUUAGCUUGUGUGGAACCAUCUCGUCUACAGUCCUGGCUGACGAGAAUGACAGCUACCCCGCCGAAGGACUCAGAGCACCUAGAUGUGGUACAAGAAAACCGCCAACUACUGCAACUGCUCACCACACACAUAGUUCGAGACAACAGCCAGGUCGGAGAGGGCGUGUGCACGGUGCUCCUCAGUACGCUCAUACCCAUGGCCACGGAUAUGUUAGCCAAUGGGGACGGGACAGGCUUUCCAGAGCUGAUGGUGAUCAUGGCCACUUUAGCCAGCGCUGGACAAGGAGCAGGGCAUCUGCAGCUACACAGGGCAGCUAUAGACUGGCUGACGAGAUGCAAAAAAUAUCUGACUCAAAAGAAUGUAGUUGAAAAAGUGAGCACGAAUCUAACACAAGGAAAGCAUGCCAGUAUGCUGGAGUGCUCGUGCCACAUCAUCUCGUAUCUGGCCGAUGUGAUGAACGCGCUGAGGCAGAGCAGUGGGCAGGGGAACUCCUCUCUGUUGGUGGAUGGAGAGGAGAAGGCCAUGGAGGUGGACUCAGACUGGGUGGAAGAGCUGGCGGUGGAGGAGGACGACUCCCAGGCUGAAGAUUCAGAUGAAGACUCUCUUUGCAACAAACUUUGCACCUUCACCAUCACACAGAAGGAGUUCAUGAACCAGCACUGGUACCACUGUCACACCUGUAAGAUGGUGGAUGGGGUAGGUGUGUGCACAGUGUGCGCCAAGGUCUGUCACAAAGACCAUGAGAUCUCCUAUGCCAAAUAUGGCUCUUUCUUCUGUGACUGCGGGGCCAAAGAGGAUGGCAGCUGCCAGGCUCUGGUCAAACGCAGCCCCAGCAGUGGGAUUGGCUCCACUCUGAAGGAGUCUUCUGCCUUCCAGAGUGAACUGAGAAUGCCUGAAAGCGCCAUUCGCCACCAGAGCUCCUCUCCGUCUGAUAAGGGAAAAGUGACCAUCUGCGACGGGAAACCUGGAGACGAAGACCGGCCCAAGAAGAGCAGCGUGUGCAAAAGCAUCGAGGGCUGCCAGGAAGAGCUGCUCUCACAAGUGAUGGGCUCGUCCACUGCAGCAGCGAUCCUGGAGAUGCUCAUGUUUCUGAUGGAGGCCAUUCAGACGAACUUCCAGCAGGCCUCAGCGGUGGGCAGCAGCAGCAGGGCCCAGCAGGCUCUCAAUGAACUGCACACUCAAGACAAGACUGUGGACAUGACCGACCAGCUCAUGGUUCCCACUCUUGGGUCUCAGGAAGGAGCUUUUGAAAACGUCAGAAUGAACUACAGCGGAGACCAGGGCCAGACCAUCCGACAGCUCAUCAGUGCACACGUCCUGAGGAGAGUGGCCAUGUGUGUGCUGUCCUCACCACACGGACGCAGACAGCACCUCGCCGUCAGCCACGAGAAGGGAAAGAUCACAGUGCUGCAGUUGUCCACUCUCCUGAAACAGGCCGACUCCAGUAAAAGGAAACUGACUCUGACCCGCCUGGCCUCAGCUCCGGUCCCUUUCACUGUGCUCAGUCUCACCGGAAACCCCUGUAACGAAGACUACCUGGCUGUUUGUGGACUCAAGGAUUGCCAUGUGCUCACGUUCAGCAGCACAGGCUCCGUGUCUGAUCAUUUAGUUCUUCAUCCACAACUCGCCACCGGCAACUUCAUCAUCAAAGCGAUCUGGCUCCCCGGCUCACAGACUGAACUCGCCAUCAUCACUGCAGACUUUGUCAAGGUUUAUGACUUAUCUGUAGAUGCCUUGAGCCCCAUGUACUACUUCCUUCUUCCCAGCUCAAAGAUUCGAGACGCUACUUUCCUUUUCAAUGAGGAAGGCAAAAACAUCAUUGUGAUCAUGUCUUCGGCGGGUUACAUGUACACUCAGGUCAUGGAUGAAUCCAGCAGCGCUCAGCAUGGGCCCUUUUAUGUCACCAAUGUUCUGGAGAUUACCCAUGAAGACCUAAAGGACAGUAACGGUCAGGUGGCGGGUGGAGGCGUCUCUGUGUAUUACUCCCAUGUGCUGCAGAUGCUCUUCUUCAGUUACAGUCAGGGAAAAUCCUUCGCCGCCACAGUGAGCCGCAGCACCACCGAAGUGCAGCGUCUGUUCACCAUCAACAUCAAAGGGUCAAAUGGAGGCAGCAGUAAGAUGUCCCCAGCUUUGUGUCAGUGGUCUGAAGUUAUGAACCACCCUGGCCUGGUCUGCUGUGUCCAACAAACUACAGGAAUACCACUGGUUAUAAUGGUCAAACCUGACACUUUCCUCAUCCAAGAAAUCAAAACUCUCCCAGCCAAAGCUAAAAUUCAGGACAUGGUUGCGAUCCGGCACACUGCCAGCAACGAGCAACAACGCACAACUAUGAUUCUGCUCUGUGAAGACGGCAGUUUGAGGAUUUACAUGGCCAACGUGGACAACACCUCCUACUGGCUACAGCCGGCACUGCAGCCCAGUUGUGGCAUCAGCAUCAUGAAGCCUGUCCGCAAACGCAAGGCUGCUGCCACCACUACACGCACAUCCAGUCAGGUGACCUUCCCUGUAGACUUCUUUGAGCACAACCAGCAGCUGACAGAGGUGGAGUUUGGAGGCAAUGACUUACUCCAGGUUUAUAACGGACAACAGAUAAAACACAGACUCAACUCCACUGGGAUGUACGUGGCCAACACCAAGCCUGGAGGGUUCACAGUGGAGGCGGUCAAUAACAACAGCUCCAUGGUGAUGACUGGGAUGAGGGUUCAGGUGGGGACCCAGGCCAUAGAGAGAGCUCCUUCGUACGUGGAAGUGUUUGGACGAACCAUGCAGAUCAACCUGACCAGAGCAAGAUGGUUUGACUUCCCCUUCACCAGAGAGGAGGCGUUGCAGGCGGACAAGAAGCUGUCAAUAUUCAUUGGAGCGUCUGUGGACCCAGCGGGAGUCACUAUGCUGGACUCCAUUAAGAUCUAUGGUAAAACAAAGGAGCAGUUUGGCUGGCCCGAGGACCCUCCUGAAGACUUCUCCUCAGCUUCAGUUAAUAACGUGUGCAGCCCCAACCUCAACCAGGGCAACGGCUCCAGUGACGGGGACAUUUCCACCCCCACCACAGCCAGCGGCACUGUGCUCGAAAGAUUGGUAGUCAACUCCCUUGAGGCGUUGGAAAGCUGCUUUGCCGUGGGCUCCUCUGGUGAAAAGGAAAAGAACAAAACUGCCGCACUGGAGCUCGCCACUCUGCUCCUGUCCAUGCCCACACCCACAGGAGUCCAGCAGCAGACCAAGGGGCUGUUGGCCAGUCUGCACACCAGCCGCACAGCGUAUCACAAUCACAAGGACCAGUCAUUGCUGAGUAAUGCAGUGCAGUGUCUGAACAGUAGCACUCGAGAAGGGAGGGAGUUGGACCCGGACGUGUUUCAGAGACUCGUGAUCACAGCGCGCUCCAUUGCCAUAAUGAGACCAAACAACCUGGUUCAUUUUACAGAGAACAAAGCACUGCAUCAAGAUGAUGAUGGACACAAACUGGUGGAUGGAGAAAGCUGUAAUUUCAUCACUCAGCUCAUGAACAACUUCUGGAAACUACACGCCCUUAAACCAAAGAAUGCUUUUCUUGCACCCGCUUGUCUGCCAGGCUUAACCCACAUUGAAGCUACUGUAAACGCUUUGGUGGACAUCAUUCAUGCCUAUUGCACUUGUGAACUAGAUUACAUCAAUGUAGCCUCCAAGAUCUAUAUGCAAAUGUUACUAUGUCCAGACACAUCGGUGAGCUUUGCUUGUAAACAGGCUCUGAUCCGAGUGCUCAGACCGAGAAACAAGCGCCGCCAUGUCACCCUCCCCUCUCCUCCACGAUCUAACACGCCCAUAGGAGACAAGGACGAUGACGACGACGAUGAUGCUGAUGACAAAAUGCAGUCUUCAGUUCUGACCGGAGUAGAGGAGGGGCGGCAGGAGAGUCAGGAGCAGAGUGAGGUCGACCACGAGGGCUUUGAGAUGGUUUCUGAGUCCAUGGUUCUGGACACGUCAGAUAAUGUGAACAAUGGAAACCCGUCUCCUCUGGAGGCUCUGCUGGCUGGAGCCGAGGGCUUCCCCCCGAUGCUCGACAUCCCUCCAGACGCAGACGAUGAAACGAUGGUUGAACUGGCCAUCGCUCUCAGCCUGCAGCAAGAUCAGCAAGGCAGCAGCAGCAGUGCUCUUGGCCUACAGAGCCUGGGUCUCUCUGGCCAGGCCCCAAGCUCCUCUUCACUGGACGCUGGCACUCUGUCAGAUACCACUGCCUCAGCCCCGGCCUCAGACGACGAGGGCAGCACCGCGGCCACAGACGGCUCUACUCUCAGGACGUCUCCAGCCGAACACGGGGGCAGUGUGGGGUCUGAGAGCGGGGGCUCCGCCAUAGACUCAGUGGCCGGGGAGCACAGUGUCUCUGGCCGCAGCAGUGCCUAUGGGGACGCUACAGUGGAGGGGCACCCUGGUGGUCCAGGCAGCGUGAGCUCCAGCACCGGGGCCAUCAGCACCACCACAGCCCAGCAGGAAGGAGAGGGGUCAGAGGGAGAGGCCGAGAACGAGGGGGACAUCCACACCAGCAACAGACUCCACAUGGUGCGCCUCAUGCUGUUGGAGCGCCUUCUCCAGCACCUUUCUCAGUUACACAAUGUGGGUGGAGUCCAGGCCAUCCCGUACAUGCAGGUCAUCCUUAUGCUGACCUCUGACCUCGACGGAGAGGACGAGAAAGACAAAGGCGCGCUGGACGACCUGCUUGCUCAACUCAUCGCAGAACUGGGCAUGAACAAGAAGGAUGUCUCAAAGAAGAAUGAACGUAGCGCCAUCAAUGAAGUCCACCUGGUCAUCAUGAGACUCCUCAGCGUCUUCAUGUCCCGAACAAAAUCUGGUUCCAAAUCCUCCUCUGAGUCUUCGUCUCUCAUCUCCAACGCCACAGCCACUGCCCUGCUCAGUCUGGGUGCCAUUGACUACUGCCUGCAUGUGCUCAAGUCUUUGCUGGAGUUUUGGAAGAGCCAACAGGGAGAAGAGGAAGCAGUGACCACCAGCCAGCUGCUCCGACCCCACACGGCCUCCUCUCCCCCAGACAUGAGCCCCUUCUUCCUGCGUCAGUAUGUGAAGGGCCAUGCUGCUGAUGUAUUUGAAGCUUACUCACAGCUCCUGACAGAAAUGGUGCUCCGACUGCCCUAUCAAAUUAAGAAAAUUGCAGAUACCAAUCCACGUAUCCCUCCACCAGUCUUUGACCACUCCUGGUUCUACUUUUUGUCUGAGUACCUGAUGAUCCAGCAGACCCCGUUCGUCCGGAGGCAGGUCAGAAAGCUGCUGCUCUUCAUCUGUGGCUCAAAGGAGAAGUACCGUCAGCUCAGAGAUCUCCACACGCUAGACUCACACGUGAGGAGCAUCAAGAAGCUUCUGGAGGAACAGGGCAUCUUCCUCAGAGCAGGAGUUGUGACCGCCACCUCUGGGUCCGCCCUCCAGUACGACACGCUUAUCAGCCUGAUGGAGCACCUGAAAGCUUGUGCUGAAAUUGCAACUCAGAGGACCAUCAACUGGCAAAAAUUCUGCAUGAAGGAUGAUUCGGUGUUGUACUUCUUGCUCCAAGUGAGCUUCCUGGUGGAUGAGGGCGUCUCUCCAGUCCUGUUGCAGUUGCUCUCUUGUGCUCUGUGUGGCAGUAAAGUCCUCGCCACCUCUUCCUCCAACUCCUCCUCUUUCUCAACGGGCGGCUCCGCCAACGCAGGCCAGACCGGCGCUUCCCAAUCGUCCCAGAGCAAAUCCUCCAGCAAAAAGAGCAAGAAGGAAGACAAGGAGAAGGAAAAAGAAGGUGAGGGAGGGGGAAGCCAGGAGGACCAGCUGUGCAUGGCUCUCGUCAGUCAGCUCAACAAGUUUGCAGAUAAAGAGACUCUGAUCCAGUUCUUGCGCUGCUUCCUCCUGGAGUCCAACUCAUCGGCUGUUCGCUGGCAGGCCCACUGUCUGGCGCUGCACAUCUACAGGAACUCAAGUAAAUCCCAACAAGAGUUACUGCUUGAGCUGACGUGGGCGAUUUGGCCUGAGCUUCCUGCCUACGGCCGUAAAGCAGCUCAAUUUGUCGAUCUGCUCGGAUAUUUCUCUCUCAAGACUCCUCAGACUGAGAAGAAGUUAAAGGAAUAUUCUCAAAAGGCUGUGGAAAUUCUACGGGCGCAGAACCACAUCCUGACAAACCACCCCAACUCUAACAUCUACAACACACUGUCAGGUCUGGUGGAGUUUGAUGGCUUUUACUUGGAGAGUGACCCUUGUCUGGUCUGCAACAAUCCUGAAGUGCCCUUCUCAAAUAUCAAAUUGUCCUCCAUCAAAGUGGACACUCGCUACACCACCACACAGCAGGUGGUGAAGCUCAUCGGCAGCCACACCAUCAGCAAAGUUACGGUGAAAAUCGGGGACCUCAAACGCACCAAAAUGGUUCGAACCAUCAACCUGUACUACAACAACAGGACUGUGCAGGCCAUCGUGGAGCUCAAGAACAAACCAGCACGUUGGCACAAAGCUAAGAAAGUACAGCUGACUCCAGGCCAGACGGAGGUGAAGAUCGACCUGCCCCUGCCCAUCGUGGCCUCCAACCUCAUGAUCGAGUUCUCAGAUUUCUACGAGAACUACCAGGCGUCCACUGAGACCCUCCAGUGCCCGCGCUGUAGUGCCUCUGUCCCUGCCAACCCCGGGGUCUGUGGCAACUGUGGGGAAAAUGUCUACCAGUGCCACAAAUGCAGAUCAAUCAACUACGAUGAGAAAGACCCGUUCCUGUGCAACGCUUGUGGUUUCUGUAAAUAUGCUCGGUUUGACUUCAUGCUCUAUGCCAAACCCUGCUGCGCUGUGGACCCCAUUGAGAACGAAGAGGACAGGAAGAAGGCCGUGACAAACAUCAACACUCUUUUGGACAAAGCAGACAGAGUUUACCACCAGCUCAUGGGCCACAGACCUCAGCUGGAGAGCCUGCUAUCCAAGGUCAAUGAGGCUGCACCAGAGAAACCACAGGAUGACACAGGAGCUGCUGCAGGUCUGGGUACGUCUUCGGCAAACGUCAACCGCUACAUCCAACAGCUCGCCCAGGAGUACAGCGGAGACUGCAAAACCUCAUUCGAUGAACUCUCGAAGAUUAUACAGAAAGUCCUUGCGUCUCGUAAAGAAUUAUUGGAGUACGAUCUUCAGCAGCGAGAAGCAGCCACCAAAUCCUCCCGUAACAGCAGCAGUCACCAGCCCACGUUCACUGCGUCUCAGUACCGUGCCCUCUCUGUGCUCGGCUGUGGCCACACCUCCUCCACCAAAUGCUACGGAUGUGCUUCUGCAGUCACUGGGCACUGCAUCACUCUGCUCAGGGCCCUGGCCACUAACCCCGCCCUCAGGCAGAUACUGGUACUGCAGGGGCUGAUCAGAGAACUGUUUGAGUACAAUCUGAGGAGAGGGACUGCAGCCAUGAGGGAGGAGGUCCGCCAACUCAUCUGUCUACUCACAAGAGAUCACCCAGAAGCCACUCAACAGAUGAACGACCUGAUCAUCGCCAAAGUGUCCGCAGCCCUCAAAGGUCACUGGGCCAAUCCUGAUCUGGUUAGUAAUCUUCAGUACGAGAUGCUACUGCUGACAGAUUCAAUCUCCAAAGAGGGAGGAUGUUGGGAGCUGCGUCUGCGCUGUGCUCUGAGCCUGUUCCUGAUGUCAGUGAACAUAAAGACUCCUGUUGUGGUGGAGAACAUCACUUUAAUGUGUUUGAGGAUUCUCCAGAAACUCAUCAAGCCUCCCGCACCAACCAGCAAGAAGAACAAGGAUGCUGCUGUAGAGUCCCUCACCACCAUCAGACCGUACAGUAAUGAGAUCCAUGCCCAGGCUCAACUCUGGCUCAAGAAGGACCCCAAAGCUUCGUACGAGGCCUGGAAGAAAUGUCUCCCAGCAAGAUGUCAAGAGAACACGCCCAAACCACAGAAUAAAGCAGAGUUGAGGAGGCAGUACCUGCUGGAGAAAUACGCCUGGAAAUGGAAGCAGUUCAUGAGAUCCAGAAAAGGAGAUGGUCUGUUCCCACGACUGCUCAAACUCAGCCACAACAACUGGCUUCGACAGGUUCUGUUUACUCCGGCCACUCAAGCAGCGAGACAAGCCGCCUGCACCAUCGUAGAAGCCCUGACCACCAUCCCCAGUCGCAAACAACAAGUCCUAGACCUUCUCACCAGUUAUCUGGAUGAGCUGAGUGUAGCUGGAGAAUGUGCAGUGGAGUAUCUAGGCCUGUAUCAGAAGCUCAUCAAACCCACUCACUGGAAAGUUUACCUGGCCGCUCGGGGAGUCCUGCCCUACAUCGGCAACCUCAUCACCAAGGAAAUUGCAAAUCUUCUGGCCCUGGAAGAGGCCACUUUGAGCACAGACCUGCAGCAAGGCUAUGCACUCAAAAGCCUCACUGGCUUGCUCUCCUCUUUUGUGGAGGUGGAGUCCAUAAAGCGUCACUUUAAAAGCCGGCUGGUGGGCACGGUGCUCAACGGAUACCUGUGUCUGAGGAAACUGGUGGUGCAAAGGACCAAACUGAUCGACGAGACUCAGGACAUGCUGCUGGAGAUGCUCGAAGACAUGACCACAGGUACAGAGUCGGAGACCAAAGCGUUCAUGGCGGUGUGCAUUGAAACAGCCAAGAGGUACAAUCUGGACGACUACAGGACCCCGGUGUUUAUAUUUGAAAGGCUCUGCAGCAUUAUCUACCCUGAGGAGAACGAGGUGACGGAGUUCUUUGUGACUCUGGAGAAAGACCCGCAGCAGGAGGAUUUCCUUCAGGGCCGGAUGCCUGGGAAUCCCUACAGCAGCAACGAGCCCGGGAUCGGCCCUCUCAUGAGGGACAUCAAGAAUAAGAUCUGUCAGGACUGUGACCUGGUGGCUCUGCUGGAGGACGACAGCGGCAUGGAGCUUUUGGUGAACAACAAAAUCAUCAGUUUGGAUCUGUCAGUGGCUGAAGUUUACAAGAAAGUGUGGUGCCCUACAAAUGAGGGUGAGCCCAUGAGAAUAAUCUACAGGAUGAGAGGUUUACUGGGAGAUGCUACAGAGGAGUUCAUUGAAUCAUUGGACUCCACCACAGAUGAGGAAGAGGACGAUGAGGAGGUGUACAAAAUGGCUGGAGUGAUGGCUCAGUGUGGAGGACUCGAGUGUAUGCUCAACAGACUGUCAGGAAUCAAGGACUUCAAACAAGGGAGACAUCUGCUCACUGUCCUGUUGAAGUUGUUUAGUUACUGUGUAAAGGUGAAGAUCAACCGGCAGCAGCUUGUCAAACCAGAAAUGAACACACUCAACGUCAUGUUAGGGACUCUCAACCUGGCGUUGGUGGCUGAGCAGGAGAGUAAAGACAGCGGAGGAGCAUCCAUAGCUGAACAGGUCCUGAGCAUCAUGGAGAUCAUUCUGGACGAAGCCAAUGCAGAGAUUUCAGAAGAUAAGGGAAACCUGCUGCUGGCUGGGGACAAAGAUCAGCUGGUGAUGUUGUUAGAUCAGAUCAACACGCCCUUCGUCCGCUCCAACCCCAGUGUUUUACAAGGCCUCCUGAGAAUCAUCCCCUACCUGUCCUUCGGAGAGCUGGAGAAGAUGAGGAUCCUGGUGGAGCGCUUCAAACCAUGCUGCAGUUUUGACAAGUAUGACGAGGAGCACAGUGCGGAUGAAAAGGUGUUUUUAGACUGUUUCUGUAAAAUCGCUGCAGGAAUCAAAAACAACAGCAACGGGCACCAGCUGAAAGACCUGAUCCUCCAGAAGGGAAUCACUCAGAGCGCUCUGGACUACAUGAAGAAACAUAUCCCCAAUGCAAAAAAUCUGGAUGCAGAUGUGUGGAAAAAGUUCCUCUCUCGACCAGCGCUGCCUUUCAUUCUUAGACUUCUUCGUGGUUUAGCAACGCAACAUCCUCCAACACAGGUUUUGAUAGGGACAGACUCCAUCACAAACCUGCACAAACUGGAGCAGGUUUCCAGUGACGAGGGCAUCGGGACGCUGGCGGAGAACCUCCUGGAGGCUCUGAGGGAACACAGCGAUGUGAACCUGAAGAUCGACGCCGCGCGGAGAGAGACCAGAGCUGAGAAGAAGCGCAUGGCCAUGGCAAUGAGGCAGAAGGCACUGGGCACGCUGGGCAUGACGACCAACGAAAAGGGGCAGGUGGUUACCAAAACUUCGCUGUUGAAGCAAAUGGAGGACCUGAUAGAGGAGCCGGGCCUGACCUGCUGCAUCUGUAGAGAGGGAUACAAGUUCCAGCCUACCAAAGUGCUGGGUAUUUACACCUUCACAAAGAGAGUGAACCUGGAGGAGUUUGAGAACAAGCCUCGUAAACAGCAGGGCUACAGCACUGUCUCGCACUUUAACAUUGUCCACUACGACUGUCAUUUAGCUGCUGUCAGACUGGCGCGAGGUCGGGAAGAGUGGGAGAGCGCUGCUUUACAGAACGCCAGUACCAAGUGCAAUGGGCUACUUCCGGUUUGGGGGCCGCAUGUGCCAGAAUCAGCCUUCGCUACGUGUUUAGCAAGACACAACACAUAUCUGCAGGAGUGCACGGGGCAGAGGGAGCCCACGUACCAACUCAACAUCCACGACACGAAGCUGCUGUUCCUGCGCUUUGCCACCGAGCAGUCGUUCAGCGUGGACACGGGAGGAGGAGGGAGAGAAAGCAACAUCCACCUCAUCCCCUACAUCAUCCACACAGUGCUCUACGUGCUCAACACCACAAGAGCCACCUCCCGGGAGGAGAAGAACCUGCAGAGUUUCCAGGAGCAGCCGUGUGAGAAGUGGGUGGAGAGUUCGUAUGAGGUGGAAGGCCCUCACUAUUACACCAUCCUGGGCAUGCACAUCCAGCCCCCCGAGCGCUGGAGGACCACCCGCCUCUACUUCCUCCGACGCCUUCUGCUCACCGCACAUGCACGCAGGGUCUCCACCGCCACCACCAACAAACUCACAGAUAAAGCGCCAAAGGAAUACGCCGUUUACCGCUCCCCGCUUCUCUUCUGGGGGCUGGUGGACCUGGUCUAUGACAUGUUCAGGAAGGUGCCCACCAGUACCACGGAGGGCGGCUGGUCCUUCUCGCUGGCAGAGUACGUGCGCCACAACGACAUGCCCAUCUACGAGGCGUCUGAGAGGGUGCUCCGAGCUUUCCAGGAUGAGCUCAUGCCCGCAGAGAGCCUGGCAGAGUUCUUCGAUGUCGUAGGUCUGCUGUCUGAAAUCCCAGACCCGGACUCGUUCCUACAGGAUGUGUUGAGCUCUGUGCCCUAACGCCACUCCUCUCUCUCUCUCCGCCUCUCUCCAAAAACAAGUGGCCCAAAAUUACUGAAUUAAAACCAGGACUCACUCAAACCAUUAACAAAUACUUUUUUUAUUUUCGCACUGCUAGAUCUCCAUAACACCAAGCUUCUACUCACUUCCCUCUCCUUCCACAAAACAUCCAGAACAGAAAAUAAGAAAACAUAACAAAAUACAAAGCUGGUAAAAUGUUUGGAGAAUCCUUAUGAUAUUUGGGUGCAAUAUUUAAAUCCUGAGUGGCAUUUGGUUUUAUCUUUUUGUUUGGGUUGAUGCUUUUAAAACAGUUAGGAGCAGGUUUCAAUAGUUAUGUCUGUUUUCUUUAAAACUUUUGUUGUUUUUCAUGUAACUGGAAUUACAUUUUUUCUUCUGUUUUUAUUAACUUUACCACAGCAACAGAGGGAAAAGCAGUGAAUUUAAAUGCCCAAAUAAACCCCUAAUUUUUUUGAAAUAAGUUAUUAAAUUCAGAAUAAAUUGUCAUGUUAUAUCUUGAACACAUUUCUGCCUUGACUUAUGUGUUUGUGACUAUACUUUCUUGGAUUUUUUGGUUUGUUUUACCCCAAACAACAUCUGGAAAUGUGAAUCCGAAUGCAUGGAGUGUGGAGUUGAUGCAGAUUUCUUCUCAAUUUCUUUCCCGCUGCUAAAACUGUUUUUGUCCAACUGUCGCUGAAUGUCUGCUUUUGGAAACUUUAGCCGAGAAUUAAUAAAGCCCUAAUUAUUCUAUCUGAACCUGAAA
Molecule: messenger RNA, 16242 nt
Organism: Boleophthalmus pectinirostris (great blue-spotted mudskipper)
Lineage: Eukaryota; Metazoa; Chordata; Actinopteri; Gobiiformes; Gobiidae
Gene: ubr4
Product: ubiquitin protein ligase E3 component n-recognin 4
Molecular function (GO): protein binding; zinc ion binding
Source: RefSeq, a predicted model, not a curated record